Messenger RNA from Protopolystoma xenopodis, 462 nucleotides. NCBI's taxonomy places the organism in Eukaryota, Metazoa, Platyhelminthes, Monogenea, Polystomatidea, Polystomatidae. The record is from the annotation of a GenBank genome assembly.
AUGGCUCUUUCGGAGCAGAUCUCCCGACUCGCCCAGUCAACCCUGGCGAUGCAACAGGGUCAGACAAAACAAUUGCAGCCUCAGAAACACCAAAGACAACAACGGCAAAACAUGAUGCCUUCACCGAAACUGCCUUCCUCAGUACACCUGACACGACGGUCGCGUCAGCAAGAGCCGACCAGAACUUCUGGAGUUUUGAGCUUAAGUUCCAGUGCAGGUGCCAUGCCCCAACGUGCCGGGAGGCUAGCGACCCUCCCACCCCGUAUGGGCGCGAGUAGUGGCCAUGUGGGGCCUGUCGCCCAGCGACCUGGAAACCGACAUGAUAUGGCAGCGUCCGAAGUCGCGGAAAGGUCGGCAUCUUUGCCAUCCCGGGGUUCGUGGCGCUAUUCUGACAGAGGCUUUGUUGGAGAACAGCUAAACUCGAGAUCGUCAGAUUUAAGAAAAAGGUGCUUUCCACAUUAA